GAGGAGGAGGAGGAGGGGAAGGACUCGAGGGAGGCUCCGGAGAGGCCUCGGGAUGAGCGGAUCCCGCCGGGAACGGCCGGGGAAUCCGGGAAUUCUGGGAAUGCCGGGAAUUCCGGGAAUGCCGAGCGCAGGAUUUCCGUCUCCAGCCCCGGCAGAGGCCACAAGAUCUUCGUGGUGACGCGCGUGGAAAACGUUCCCGAUAAAUCUGAGGCCGUUCCCGAUAAAUCCGGGGCCGUUUCCGAUAAAUCUGAGGCCGUUCCCGAUAAAUCCGGGGCCGUUUCCGAUAAAUCCGGGGCCGUUCCUGAUGGAUCCAGAGCCGUUCCUGAUAAAUCUGAGGCAGUUCCCGAUGGAUCCAGGGCAAUUCCUGACAAAUUUGGGACUGUUCCUGACAAAUCUGGGGCCGUUCCUGACGGAUCUGGGGCCGUUCCCGAUGGAUCCAGGGCCAUUCCCGAUAAAUCCGGGGCUGUUCCCGAUGGAUCCGGGGCAAUUCCUGACAAAUCUGGGGCUGUUCCAGAAAAAUCCAGGUCCAUUCCCGACGGAUCCAGGGCUCUUUCAGAAGGAUCCGAGGCCAUUCCCGACGAAUCUGGGGCUGUUCCCGACGAAUCUGGGGCUGUUCCAGAUGGAUCCGGGGCUGUUCCUGAUGGAUCCAGAGUCAUUUCUGAUGGAUCUGAGGCCGUUCCCAAAGGAUCCGGGGCCGUUCCCGAUGGAUCCGGAGCCGUUCCCGACAGAUUUGAAGCCGUUCCCAAUGAAUUUGAGGCCGUUCCCAAAGGAUCCAGGGCCGUUCCUGAUGGAUCUGGGGCUGUUCCCGACGGAUCUGGGGCCGUUCCCGACAGAUUUGAAGCCGUUCCCAAAGGAUCCGGGGCCGUUCCUGACAAAUCCGGGGCAGUUCCCGACGGAUCUGGGGCCAUUCCCGAUGGAUCUGGAGCCGUUCCCGAUGGAUUUGGGGCCGUUCCCGUUGGAUCUGGGGCUGUUCUGGAUGGAUCCGGAGUUGUUCCCAAUGAAUCUGAGGCCGUUCCCGACAGAUCCGGGGCCGUUCCCAAAGGAUCCGGGGCCGUUCCCGAUGGAUCUGGAGCCAUUCCCGAUGGAUCUGGGACCGUUCCCGAAGGAUCUGGGACCGUUCCCGAGCUCCCGAGCCCGGCUCCAGCCCCAAUUCCCGAACUCCCGCCCUCGGGGGCCAACGGAGCCGCGGGAAUUCCGUGUCCCGGGAGCCCUUCCCGGGAUUCUCCGCUUCCCAACGGGCUCCAGGCGGAUUUCGCCCGAGCGCUGCCGGAGCCGGGCCCGGAGGGCGACGGGAAAACGGGAACGCGCGGGGCCGAGCACGAGCUGAGCUGCUCCCGGAAGGAGCAGGAGCUGGAGGAGCUGCUCCUCGAGGCGAGCCUGGACACGGCCCCGGAGCCGCUGUGAGCGCAGGUUUUCCAGGGAGAGGCUCCCACGGCUUUUUCCCUCUUCCCACUCCGCACAAGAUUCCAAGGAAACCUCGGGAUUUCGGGACUUUCUCGGAGAGAAACAAAAAAAAAAAAACGGAUUUUCCCCGACUUUUCCCGACUUUUUUCCCGGAAUUCCCGGAGCGGGGAAGGGGCAGGGAAGGAUCCGAASUCGGCCCCGGGAUCCGAAGGCGAUUCC
Molecule: messenger RNA, 1623 nt
Organism: Malurus melanocephalus (red-backed fairy wren)
Lineage: Eukaryota; Metazoa; Chordata; Aves; Passeriformes; Maluridae
Product: collagen alpha-1(III) chain-like
Exons: 3
Source: RefSeq, a predicted model, not a curated record